This is a messenger RNA of Leptonychotes weddellii (Weddell seal), 3615 nucleotides long. It is a transcript of the gene PIDD1, whose product is annotated as p53-induced death domain protein 1. The record is from RefSeq and is a predicted model, not a curated record. Gene Ontology annotation, molecular function: protein binding. Lineage: Eukaryota; Metazoa; Chordata; Mammalia; Carnivora; Phocidae. Gene Ontology annotation, biological process: apoptotic process; DNA damage response; signal transduction. Gene Ontology annotation, cellular component: cytoplasm.
GCGCGGGCGGGCGGCGGGGACGGCGAGGUUGGGGGGCCUCUCCCGGCCAGGACCAGCCCCCAAGCCGUCGGAGCCCGGAAUGUGCAGACCACUGCCCUCAUCAGCAGACCUAGGUGCGAACAGGAAGCGUGAGCGAACCCUCCUCCAGUGGUCAGGAAGUGGGGUCCCAUCUCCAGGACCCCAGGCCCCCCCAGCGGCUCACACUCCAGCUCUCCCUGCCCCCCCCCAUUCAUUUAUCUGACACAUACGGGCACAAUCACCCCUUUCCUUGCCGGCGCCACUGCCCCCACGUGGUAGAUAAGAGUCCUCGACCUCUGGUCAAAGCUGGUGGGUGUGAAGGUUGGUGGUGGGGCUGGACCCAAAACUCUUAUACCCAGAGGGGGCAUGGAGGGGGGUGGGCAGCCAGGAUGACCUGACAGCUCUAGGAGUCUCUUGUUCAAAUUUCCACAAGUGGGACAUGAAGCCUCAUUUCUCCCUCCUCCCGCUGCCCCCCAUCAGGUUCCCCAGGCUCCUCUGCACACAGGUCUCCCUGCUUGCUGCCUUUCCAGUCCUGAGGUUCUCAUUCCCCAGCCCUAUUUCAACCAUGAUCUGUUCAGCUGAGGCUUUGGGCUCUGUGGAUCAGCUGGCCUGGCUCAAGGACUGCCCCCAAGCCAGAAUCCCCAUUGCCCUGAGUAGGAGGGCCCAUCCCCACUCCCUUCCACUCCUCCCCCUGACUCUGCAGCCUCCCUGGGCCCUGCCUGAGCAGGCCUGUUUGGCAGGCUGGGACAUGUCUGGACCCCGAGGACAGCCGGUGGGCGAUGGCUGCUGCAGAGGUGGAGGGGCUGGAGCCCGAGGCAGCUGCUGCAGAAGAGGCUGCGGGAGAGGCUGCGGAUGCUGUGGAUGCGGAGCCUGGGGACCCCCCUCUCCUGGUUGGGAACCGGUUGAACCUGGACCUGUACCCUCGGGGCUGCCACCGGCUGCUGAAUCUGUGUGCCCAGCGGCCCCCUCAGCUGCUGGAAGUGGAGUUCUUGCGGCUGAGUGGCCACGAGGACCCUCGGCUGCUGGAGGCCACCCUGGCCCAGGUGCCGUGCAGCCUGCAGCACCUUCGCUCCCUGGUCCUCAGAGGCGGACAACAUCGGGACGUGCUGGGUGCCUGCUCCCGGGGCUCCCUGACCACACUGCCAGCUGGCCUGAGUGGCCUGGCCCGCUUGGCCCACCUAGAUCUGAGCUUCAAUAGCCUGGAGACACUGCCGGCCUGCAUCCCACAGAUGCGUGGCCUGAGCACCCUCCUGCUGUCUUACAACAGCCUUUCAGAGCUGCCUGAGGCCCUCGGAGCCCUUCCCUCCCUCACCUUCCUCUCUGUGAGCCACAACGGCUUGCAGACGCUGCCUACAGCGCUGGGAUCCCUAUCCACCCUGCAGCGCCUUGAUCUCUCAGAGAACCUUCUGGACACCCUGCCCCCUGAGAUUGGAGGCCUGAGCAGCCUCACCGAGCUCAAUCUGGCUUCCAACCGGCUGCAGGGCCUCCCGACCUCCCUUGCCCACCUCCCGCUGCUCACCCGACUGGAUCUGAGGGACAACCAGCUCCGGGACGUGCCCCUCGAGCUACUGGACGCCCCCUUUGUGCGCCUUCGGGGGAACCCCCUGGGCAAGGCUCUACCUGCCUCCCACAGUCCCCCAGAGACGCCCGUGACCCCCGAAAUGCCCAGACUGUUCCUGAAUUCAGAUUUGGACAGCUUCCUUGUGACUCCCCAAGGCUGCUCAGUGACCCUGGCCUGUGGGGUCCGCCUGCAGUUCCCUGCUGGGGCCACCUCUAGCCCUGUCAACAUCCAGUAUCGACUCUGGCUGCCGGAGCCACACCUCGUCCCCUUGGGUCCCCAUGACUCCCUGCUCAGUGGGGUCCUGGAGCUGCAGCCCCACGGGGUGGCCUUCCGGCAGGAGGUGGGCCUGUGGCUACUCUUUGUGCCCCCCCGGGCCCGGCGUUGCCGUGAGGUGGUGGUCAGGACCCUGAGUGAUGACAGCUGGAGUGACCUGGAGACUUACCUGGAAGAAGAGGCACCCAAGAGGCUCUGGGCUCACUGCCAGGUGCCCCACUUCUCGUGGUUCCUCGUGGUUUCACGUCCUGUGUCCAACACCUGCCUGGUGCCACCGCAGGGGACGUUGCUGUACUCCUCAGGACAUCCUGGGGUCAAGGUCACAUUCCCCCCUGGGGCCACCAAUGAGCCUCGUCACGUCCGCAUGCAGGUGGUGCACGUGGGCAGCAGAGAGCUUCGAGCCCUGCUGGAGGAGCCCGAGGCAGCGGCCAGCCCCCUGCUGUGCCUCUCCCAGAGCGGCCCCCCCAGCUUCCUCCGGCCUGUCACUGUGCAGCUGCCUCUGCCCCCUGGUGUCACAGGCCUGAGUCUGGAUCGCGCUUGUCUUCACCUGCUGUACCGGACCCCUCCUGAAGUAGUCUGGGAUGACAUCACAGCUCAGGUGGCACUGGAGAUCACCCACCUGUAUGCUCGCUUCCAGGUCACCCACUUCUCUUGGUACUGGCUCUGGUACACCACCAAGACCUGCGUGGAGGGCCUGGCUCGGAAGGCCUGGGAGCGCCUGCGACUGCACAGGGUGAACCUCAUUGCCCUGCAGAGGCGCCGGGACCCCGAGCAGGUUCUGCUCCAGUGCUUGCCCGGCAACAAGGUGGAUGCCACCCUCCGGCGGCUGCUGGACCGGUACCGAGGCCCUGAGCCCUCUGACACGGUGGAGAUGUUCGAGGGCGAAAAAUUCUUUGCUGCCUUUGAGAGGGGUAUUGACGUGGAUGCUGACCGCCCAGACUGCGUGGCGGGCAGGAUCUGCUUUGUGUUUUACUCACACUUGAAGAACAGGAAGGAGGUGUAUGUGACCACCGCCCUGGACCGGCAGGCUCAGGCUGUGAGGGGCCAGGUGUCCUUCUACCGGGGAGCAGUGCCCGAGGAGGUGCCUGAGGAGGCAGAGGCUGCCCGGCAGAGGAAGGGCACAGACUCCCUCUGGAUGGCCACUCUGCCCAUCAAGCUGCCGAGACUACGGGGGUCCCAGGGGCCAGAGCAGGGGCAGGGGACCAGCCUCUCCCUGGCCCCUCUGACCCUGGGUGAUGCCGAGACUGGCUUCCUGACCCAGAGCAACCUGCAGAAUGUGGCUGGGCGCCUGGGCCCUGACUGGCCAGCCGUGGCCCUGCACCUGGGCAUGCCCUACCGUGAGCUGCAGCGCAUCCGACAUGAGUUCCGGGACGACCUGGAUGGCCAGAUCCGUCAUAUGCUCUUCUCCUGGGCUGAGCGCCAGGCCGGGCAGCCAGGGGCUGUGGGGCUCCUAGUGCAGGCCUUGGAGCAGAGCGACCGGCUGGAUGUUGCUGAAGAGGUGAGGGCUGUCUUGGAGCUCGGCCGCCAGAAGUACAAGGACAGCAUCCAGCGCACAAGCCUGGCCCCCAGGGACCUUGCCCCACCUGAGCCUUCAGCAUCACAGUCCCCAGAGUUUGCCCAGGCCUAGACCCCACUGACUUUGGGCAGGCCCCUGAUGUACCCUGGCCAAUGGUCAGAGGCCCCCAUUUUCAAGCUUUCCCUGUGUAUGGGGACAGUGACCUCCCAUGUGUAACAAAUAUGUACUGUUUUGGCUGCUUCUCAGA